AUGAUAGCAAACGUCAGCGAACCAGAAGAAAACAUCAGAAAUACCAAAAUUAAAAUUCGCAGGAAUUCAAGUUUAAUUAGUUUUAAAUCGCUAGAUAUGAGCCUGAAAUCGAUUUACUCAUCUUUCAAAGGGCACAAGAACAGCAUUGACAAGGGUCGCAAUGAGUCCGUAACAACUCAAAAAAACACUUGUAUACUUCGUGCACCAUAUCUUAAGGUAGAAACAGCUGAAAAUGAUGAAUCUCAAAAAUUGCUAUUAACUUACGCUCAAUCACCUGGAGGUUCACAGCAUCGAAGAAGUUUCGACACAACUAGUUCCCAAUAUCUUAGCACGCAAACUAACUACCAAGAGCUCCCUCAAUCUCCGCAUAGUAGCUCGCCUUAUCUGUCCGUAAGUACUGGAAACAUACGCCGUUCAUCUACAACAGAUAUUUUGGGUAGUGCAAAUAGUAAUCGUAAAGGCAGCGUUCAACAAUCAUCUUGUGGGUCAGUACUAGAUAGUCGUAAACCCAGUACAUCGGACAUGCUUCGUAAGGCUCGUGAACGCAAAGGUAGUGAAGGCAAAAUAGGACGCAGUAUAUCGCAGGGAGGUGUUUCGCGGGGUGGUAUUAGAAAUCGUCGAACUAGUAUGGCAUAUUAGGUUAUGUUAUUAUUUUUCAUGAUAGUUGCUGGUGUAUAUUAAAACCAAUUUCCGCCAUAGCAGAUUCAUUAUAAGUUUCGAGUGACUCUGGUUUUUCAAUUGAGUUUUUUGGCAUUACAAGUUUUUCGUGAAAAAGAAGUCCCGAUUUUCUCUAUGCAUAACUUUUUAAUGUUUCUUGCAACAAUGAAAAUUUGCUCAACAAACCGUAUUAAUUAAUAAAUAGAACAAUCAUUUUUAAGAAUAUUUUUAGACUUCAUUCGUAGGGUACAUGCAAAAAUUGAAAUCCAUCGCGAGCAAAAAAAAUCUUAAUCAUCACACAUUCAGUUUAUAUCAUGUUCAAGAUUGCUGGGAACACUAAACGCUCUUACGUGCAAAAAAAAAACUAAGUUUUAACGAAGUCUAUAUUAAACAUUUUUUUAACAGCAAAUAUCAUUAAAUUCAAAGCAAAUUUAGAACAUAACAUAAGGAUGAUUCUAACUAUUUCGAAUUUGGCAUAAAUUUUACAAUAGUUUUUAUAGAGGAGAAUCAUGAUAAAGAUUUGAACUGUAAGAGCUGAUGUCUCAGAUCAUCUACAAUCGAUUUUUUUUUUCAGCAGACGUAAACUUUGCAUUUGGAAGCUUUAGUAAAAUAUGCCAGACUACAACCUUUAUAUAAUUACCAGUCUUGUAGCUCUAGUCAUCAGAUUAAUACACAUCAUGGAAAAAGAUGUUGUCAAUGUUUUACACCUUGGACGUUUUGGGUAUUCAUAGUUUGCAUUAUACGUUUUUUGUUACAAAUUAGUCAUAAAAGGAUUAUUAGUUAAUCAAAAUAAUUUGAUGGCUUCCCGUUAAAAAAUGUUUUUUUUUGCACGGCUAAGUCUUUUAUUAUUCAACUACCGAAUCAUUUUGUAAAACCUAUGUAAUGACAAUACAUAUAUUAAACAGUGUAUCUAGUCUUAACAUGAGCUGAUUUUGUUAAUUUUUGACCACCAAAUGAAAAAUGCGUUAUGAUUUCUUUGAUAAUUAUUUUUCAUUCUAUCAAAUCUUUUUAUGAAAUAGUUUGAACAUAAUAUUGGUGGAAUUAUUCGUGUAAUAAGCAAUAGAUCUGCAAUGCUACUUGUUUUACGCUGAACAACUGUGAUUUAUGUAAUCCAUGCGAUCAAGAAGGCCUCGCGAAAAUCGAAUAUGUAUAGAUUAGAAGCUAUAUCUGUAGUUUUUUGGAUAACGGUACGAUCCUCACAGCGACUAAAAGUGGCGUGUAGUAGCUAAUUCAAAACAAAACACAAGCUAUGAUAUUUUUAUAAGUGAUCGAAAGUGGUUUAACUACUGGGUCAAAGGAAGGAGCAAAACCAAAAAAAAACUAUAAACAAUACACAAGCUGCAAUAAUAAUUACAUAGUAAUAAUAACGGAUACUCAAUAUUUUUCUCAACAUAAGGAAGAAUUUAUUCACUGAUGCUAAAAACCUUUAAAGUAAUUUUAUCAAACAUUAGAACUCUUCUAGCUAUGCCAAAAGUGCAUCUUUUAGAAAAUAUAGAUUCGCUAAGAUGAUGUACAGUUAGCGUAUAAAGUUUAGUAAUACGUUAAAAAGAGAGCAACUACGUUUGUAAUUUAAGAAUCGGAAAUUUUCACAAGUUUAGGUAAGAUUAAAUAUUUUGCAACACCAAUUUAACAAUUUGAACUAGACAACGUUGAAAUACUAUUUACGAACAUAAACGCUGUAGAAGCAUACCAAGCAAGUUGAUAUCGUCCAAUUAUAUCGUGCAGUUGUAAGAAAAAUCAGAUCACAAAAUAAAUUUUAAAAUAAAAAAUCAUAAAAUAUUUAACGAGAUAAAUUCAUAUUAAGUUCCAAUAUAUUCGUGUUUACUAUUCAAUGAAAUCAUAAUCGACAUAAGACAAGUGAAAAUUAUUUAAAAACUUACAAGAUGGAAAACAAAUGCUUUUCAUCGGUUUUAUCCCAAAGUGUUUCUCUUAAUUAACAAAAGUAUUUGAGUGAUAAUAUGUGGUCCCCGUGGCUCUGUGGUUAGCGAUGUCGGUCGGCUAGCUCUCCCACACGGUUAUGAUAUCGGGUUCGAUUCCCGAUCGAGUCGAGGAUCUUUUCGAGCUGGAAAUUUUCUCGACUCAGCACUGGGGCACGGUGUAUCGUUGUACUUAUCCUACACAUGCAAAAUGUGCCAAAAACAAUAUCGAUAACGAAUUCUAUCAACUAAUCUAGUUGAUCGAGACCGCUAUUAGCCCCAAGGCUAAGCGUGCGAUAUGGUGUUGUUAUUGAGUGAUAAUAUUUCAAAUCCCUAGUGGCACUUUGACACAUAUUUAUUAUAUGGAUAUGAGUUUCUAAAAAAAAUCUGAGAAAUUUAUAUGCAUAUAUAUGGUAAAUGUUGUUUUCUGUUACAACCAAUUGAACUAAAUGCAGUAGCGUUUUGUGCCCAAUGUUCAUCUGACACACGAAAAAAGUAAAUUUAGCGAACUCAAGGCAACGAUAAGCCAACCUUAAGCAAUUUGUUUCAGAUUAGUUCUAUUUAAUUCUAAGCAAUUUAAACAAACUAGAUAAAUAAAUUCGUUGAAUGCUAAAUAAAGUACGAAUACGAAACGAUAUAAUUACUUAAAGCUAGUUAUAAUUUUUUUUCAUACAUCUAAUGGCACGCACAUAUAACCCCUUUUUUUCAAGGGAGUGAGUUGAAAAGCGCAACAACAGUUGAAGGGUUUUUUUUUUUUUCAAAGUACUGCGAGAAAUUCUUUUAUUAAAUUAUUUUUCUGGAAGUUUUCUAUUUUUUUAAGUUUGUGAACCUGGAUUGGUAUUUAUUUGCGAAACAAAGUUUACGGAGCAUUUUCUUAUCUUCGAGGUGUAUAGCUUGUAAAGAUGGAGUGUUUUACUAUUUUUAUAUGACUAAUCGCAUCCUCAAAAUACGAAACAAUGCAUAUGUACACCAGUUGCUUAUAGCCAACUCAUUAGCUAGUUAGAACUACAACCGAUUGAAGAAAACAAAGUCAACAGUUACUCAUAUUUUGAUAUCCUCAAGUUCAUAUUUCUGUUUAAACUGUGUAAGUAAAGAAGAUCUGAAAAAUUCUUUGAACAACGUAUGAGAAAGAUGUUGAACGUUUCUUCAUAUAAUUUUUGAAAUAAAUAUCUCUUAAAUAAUUUGAUAGAUUACGGUUGUAAAUUUUUUUAAAGGCUUUCAAUUUAAACUCAUAGCUUAUUUGAUGAACACGUGAUCCAGAAAAUCAGUAUAGUUUAUCAUUUAAACCAGUUUUUUGUUCAUUUAUUCAAACACAUUAUGUUAAACACCUUUAGCCAUAGUUUCACGAUGAAUUCAAGGGAAUCAAUUUAGAGUUAUAUCUUAUUUUUCAUAUGUAAAUCGUAGAAAUAUCUAAGUAAUUGCAUAUUGAUUAAGCAGAUUGAAUAAUUUAUACAAAAAACGAUGUGAUAUAAUUGUGAGAAAAACAACAUUAUUUUGAAUCGAAUAAAAAAACCCUCACGAACAACUUAGUCACAUAAUUAUCUUGUAAUAGGCGAUUGUGCAGUGCAUUAUCAUAAAUCAGUCGAAUGUAAAACAGUCAAAAACUUGCAAUCACAAAUAUAUAAAAUCUAGCGCUAUGGUAAUUAGCGCUAUUUGCUGCCACUUGCAAGUACUAUUAUAAUUACAGACAAAAACGUUAUGAAUACCAAUAGGUUUUCUACUUCUAUUCAUUCUCAAAAAUAUGAAUUCGUAUUUAGUUCAGAUUUAAAACAAUCGAGCAUAUUGAUAUUACACGAAAACGCAGUUUGUCAAUAUUUUACGUUUUAGUAGAUUAAAUAGUUUAGUUUUUUCAUGCAGGUAUGAAAAAUAGAAAAUUUUCUAACAGACAAUGAUAAUAGAUACUAAUUUCAGAGAUUAAAUGAAACUUUAUAACGACACUUUGGAAAAAAUCAUUAAUUAAAACAUUUAACGAGAUAUUGAAAAAAGGAUAUAAACACCUGGAUUUCAUAAUUAUCUUUGGAACAUUACAAAAAAAAGGUUAGCAACUUUAGAUAAGAGAUGAGAAAAUAUAUCUCCAUUCAUUCAUGAAACCAAUUCACAUUGGAAACCAAUCUCUAACACCUUUAAUUGAAUCGUUGAUCUAUUGAUAAAAAUAUAAUAUCUUUCUUUUCGUUCAAGUCAAAAUAUUAUUUCA
Wyeomyia smithii (pitcher-plant mosquito) is the source of this 4767-nucleotide messenger RNA. RefSeq lists its product as uncharacterized. The transcript has a single exon. Bases 1 to 639 code for a protein of 212 amino acids. The record is from RefSeq and is a predicted model, not a curated record. NCBI's taxonomy places the organism in Eukaryota, Metazoa, Arthropoda, Insecta, Diptera, Culicidae.